Gastrolobium bilobum is the source of this 1122-nucleotide messenger RNA. Its product is annotated as F-box/kelch-repeat protein At3g23880-like. Gene Ontology annotation, molecular function: protein binding. The coding region runs from base 1 to 1122 and encodes 373 amino acids. Lineage: Eukaryota; Viridiplantae; Streptophyta; Magnoliopsida; Fabales; Fabaceae. The record is from RefSeq and is a predicted model, not a curated record. The transcript has a single exon.
AUGGAGAGGAAGCUGCUUCACUGGGAUGUGAUUCAGGAAAUUCUGUUGAGAUUACCUGUGAAAUCUCUCAUUCGUUUCAAGUGUGUGUGCAAAUCAUGGCAUUCUCUCAUCUCUGACCCUCACUUUGCAAAAUCUCAUUACGAGCUAUCUGCCGCACCCUCCCUCAAGUUUCUACGUAUAGCGUGUUCUGGUUUCGAAGCUCUAUCCAUCGAUGUUUAUGCACCGCUUAACGUUGGAAGGCUCAUUCCACCACUCCUACCUCCAAAUCCAGAUAAAGAUGUUUAUAUUUGUGGCUUCUGCAGAGGGUUUGUCCUUAUAGAAAGAUACCCAAACUUUUGUAUUUGGAACCCAUCAACUGGUUCCCACAGAGAGCUAUCGUGCCCUGAGAUUUGGAAAGAAGAGCAUCAAUUUGUGACGAUCCGCCUAGCUGGUUUCGGGUAUGACCCAUCUACUGAUGAUUAUUUGGUAGCUGUGCUUUUUGACUCAGCCUUUGAUGAUGAAAUUUAUACGGUAAAACGUUUGAUGCUUUUCUCUUUGAGAACCAAUAUAUGGAAAGAAAUUCAGGGCUCUCAUCUUCCCGACUUGAGUGUUUAUCAAUAUCAAUCAUUUUUCUUUAAUGACGUUGUUCAUUGGUUGGCUUGCCGUGAUGAACCGUUCCAUUGUGUAAUUCUUGCCUUUGAUUUGGAGAAAAAGAAUUUUUAUGAGAUAUCUCUGCCACAUCUUGACGUCAACCAUUCCUUUUCUUACAGUGAGUUGGGAACUAUGGGAGAAUGUCUCUGUUUUUGUUGUCAUUUUGGCGAUGAUACUAAAACUCAGGUGUGGAUUAUGAAAGAAUAUAAAGUGCAGUCAUCUUGGACUAUGCUUGAGAUUCCUACGCACCUUUCCGUUGUAUGCAUGGCAAAAGGUGGUGAACUUAUUGCAUUACGUUUUGAUGAUACAGAAUUGUUGAAAUUUAAUGACAAAGGUCAACUGCUGGAACGUUGCAUGUUUGAUUUUCGGUGUUGGAAUUGGGUGUUGGAAUUUGGUUUUGGUAUGUAUACGGACAGUCUACUUUCACUCCCCAGGGAUUGUGAUGGAAACACACCGUCAACAGAAAUAGACCAGGAGAAUCGGAAUGUCUAA